AUGGACAACACAUCGAUCAACUGCGAGGAGAUUUUGGCGAGAUUUCCAUCUCCACCACCAAGAAUGUCCGUGGUCGUGAAAUCUUUGUACUAUAUGUUUAUCUUGGUCUUUUCGCUGAUAACAUUAACUGGAAACGUAUUUGUCAUUGCGUCAGUGGCGAUUGUUAAACGGUUGCAGAAACGAACACACGCGUUUGUCGUAGCUGUUGCAUUCGCAGACAUCGGUGUCGCCAUCUUUGUGAUGCCUUUCCGACUGUACGAAGAGUGGAACGGCGGAUGGUUACUUGGAGAGUCCUUUUGUUUGACGGUCAGCAUGUUUGAUGGAUUAUUCUGCUCGGUGUCCAUGUUCACACUCUGUUGCCUAGCAAUCGAGAGGUAUCUGGCCGUCUGCCGACCAUUCCUUCACGCGAAGAUCAAACCCAGCCUGACCGUAUCUGUCAUCUCUGGAUGCUGGUUUAUUCCUCUCGCUGCAUGGAGUGUUUUCCUCUUCAACCAGUACCACGUCGUUAGGAUUGAAGACUUUGUUUUCUGUGUGCUGGACGGCGCCUGCCCGCUGAUCACGAAUCUGAUGUCCUCCAUCGCUCUAAGCAUGCUCCAUUUCUGGCUGCCUUCGUUGGUGAUGGUUUUCUGUUACGUUCGGAUAUUUUUGACGACGAAUCACCACAUACGGGUAAUCUGUGAAACCACCAUCACGGACGACGACAAACGGUUUGAGGUGGCAUUCACUCGGACAAUGAAAGCAGCAAAAACUCUAGGUAUUGUGAUUGGAUGCUUCUUGGUAUGUUGGCUGCCAUUUUUCGUUGUACUGAUAGGUGAUGCAGUCGAAGGUCACCAGUGGUCAGUUCAGCUUAAAAUAGCUGUCAUGUGGUUGGGCUACCUCAACUCCAUGAUGAAUCCAUUCUUGUACUACAUGUUCAGCGCUGAAUUCAAAUCAGCUUUUAAAAGCAUUUUGAAAUGCAAGAGACUCCGCUAA
Molecule: messenger RNA, 972 nt
Organism: Gigantopelta aegis
Lineage: Eukaryota; Metazoa; Mollusca; Gastropoda; Neomphalida; Peltospiridae
Product: trace amine-associated receptor 13c-like
Exons: 1
Coding region: 1-972 (323 amino acids)
Biological process (GO): adenylate cyclase-activating adrenergic receptor signaling pathway
Cellular component (GO): membrane
Molecular function (GO): G protein-coupled receptor activity
Source: RefSeq, a predicted model, not a curated record